CCUCUUCUUUGCGGGCACUUCCUGUCCCACCCACAUUCCCGUGUAGCUUCCGGGUGGUGGCUACAUAGGGCUCAACCACUGAGACGUCGUUAUCUCUUCGCUGUAAACAAAAGUUACUCAACGGUUUAGGCUCAGCGACACGUCAAGCAAAAAAGACAUGCAUAUCAAAACAGGUACAUGGGAAGCCAACAACACUGUGUGUCAGUCAGAUAGCCUGUGUGAUCCAGCAGUCCUUGUGUCAGCCACCAACUCAGAGCCCCAUAUUCGUAACCGUCGCUUGUCUCCUGGUUCAGGCAACUGUGGAGGUGGUGGAGGAGGCUGUAUAUCUGGAAGUGACCAGCCUCCCCGUCAGCUUUUACCUGUGGGCGACCUUAUCAGCCCCACACACACCCUCAGCUUCCGCAGGGAAAAGGAACGCAAAGGCCAGCAUCACAAAGGCCGCAGUCUCCGAAGGGAGAGUCAGAAAGGGGUUGGUAGAGUCGGCGAGCGACCACAGAAAGUUAACCAAAAGGACAGGUGGGUGGAGGACAGUCUGUCAUUGCUCAAGCCACCACCUGCAUUCCCGGUGCAGGACAGUCCAGCCAAGCUGCAGCCCGCCGUUAGUUACGCUUCCAAGGUGAAGGCGGGAGCAGCAAGCGGAGCCCUGGAGGAGGACCGCCCUGCCAUCGGUGUGCUGCUACAAAACCAGUGGGGUCUGAGUUUUAUCAGUGAGGCGAGGCCAGUCACAGAGGGCUCCAGCCCUCGCCCUCCCAUAGAUGCCCUCCCCACAGAUGCUACACACCCAGCAGACCUACAGCAUGAAAAAGUCCUGACAGUCCAACUCCCUGAAGAAACACCAGUUCCUGCUUCAACCUCCAUCACCCCAGUCGCACGUGCAGAGGUGGAAAAGGGCAACGGAGAGCUGCUGCUUAGUUGUCGCCAUCUAGUGGAGGCUUUCAACUAUCAUAGUAGAGAAUGGAAUAUCACCUGUACCAGACAGAAGAAAGAUCCAAAAAGAGUUCUGUGGUACAAAGAUGCCCAGGAGCACCCUGCCUAGCAGUGUGACAAACCCAAAGCAAAAGUGCAUACACAACACACACAUUAAAAUUUAUGGAAAAAUGGACAGAUUUGAGUCCUCUUUACACACUGCACUCAGGAUGAUGUCUUCACAUAAAGCCACACUGAGACACUUUGGACUAACUCCUUUGAGAUCUUACAGCAAUGGACUAUUUUAAUGCCUUACAGAAAGCCUGCCUUAAUUCAUGAGACCUCAUUAUUAUCUUAGCUUGUAUGUGUGGAGUUUUUUUUUUUUUCUUUUUUUUUUUUUAAUAUAAGCUCUGAGGAGUCUAAUUUAAAUUUUUUCCCCUUUCAAAGCUGCAGUUUUAUCAAACUUUUUGUCCUCUGUAAAGCGAGUGGUCAAUCAAGCACUUUGUUUAAAAAUGUGACCAGUCCGUGUGCGAGAAGCCCUCACUAGAGUGAUUUAUUUUCCCUCGAUUGAUUCUAAAUCAGAAGAAUGUCUUGUACCUGCUUGAGUUUUAUUGUUCAUGUAUGCAGGUGACUUCUGUAUCUAUGUCCUCAGUUUACAGAAGGGUGUAGUCUAAGGCACAGUAGAGUUCACCCUUUACCAUGUCUGAUCUUAAUGCUGUGGUCCGUUCUUUGUUUUUAUUUGGUCCCUAAUUGGGUGAAUUUACUCACAAAUCCAUAAGGGAUGUCACCAUGUUCAGUAUAUUGAAUUUUGAAAAGGAUUUAUUGAAUAUAAAAUUACACUGGAGAAGAAAUGUAAAGACAGUAUUGCUUAAUAAAAAUGAAUAAACUUGAA
Molecule: messenger RNA, 1798 nt
Organism: Melanotaenia boesemani (Boeseman's rainbowfish)
Lineage: Eukaryota; Metazoa; Chordata; Actinopteri; Atheriniformes; Melanotaeniidae
Exons: 4
Coding region: 158-1036 (292 amino acids)
Cellular component (GO): nucleoplasm; cytoplasmic stress granule
Molecular function (GO): RNA binding
Source: RefSeq, a predicted model, not a curated record